GACAGUUUGUGGGCUCUCGCUUGUGCCUGUUUGCUUGGUGCUACUCUCCUGAUAAAUCACAACAAAGCUUCCAGAGGGAGAGGAAGGAUGGAGGGCACCAACACCCCUGUCACUAAAUCUGCAGCUGCCAAGAUAGUUAAGAGAAAUUUCCUUGAGGCUCUAAAGUCAAAUGACUUCGGAAAAUUGAAGGCCAUUUUAAUCCAAAGGCAAAUAGAUGUGGACACAGUUUUUGAAGUUGAAGAUGAGAAUAUGGUUUUGGCAUCUUAUAAACAAGGUUAUUGGCUGCCUAGUUAUAAAUUAAAGUCUUCCUGGGCAACAGGCCUGCAUCUCUCUGUCUUGUUUGGUCAUGUGGAGUGUCUUCUGGUGUUACUGGACCACAAUGCUACAAUCAACUGUAGACCCAAUGGGAAAACCCCCCUUCAUGUGGCUUGUGAAAUGGCCAACUUGGAUUGUGUUAAAAUCCUCUGUGACCGUGGAGCAAAGCUGAAUUGCUACUCCUUAAGUGGACACACAGCUUUACACUUCUGUACAACUCCUAGCUCCAUUCUCUGUGCCAAGCAAUUGGUUUGGAGAGGGGCCAACGUGAACAUGAAGACGAACAACCAGGAUGAGGAGACGCCCUUGCACACAGCUGCCCACUUCGGCCUCCCUGAGCUGGUGGCCUUCUACGUGGAGCACGGUGCCAUCGUGGACAGUGUGAACGCCCACAUGGAGACCCCGCUGGCUAUCGCCACCUACUGGGCCCUCCGCUUUAAAGAGCAGGAGUACAGCAGGGACCACCACCUCAUCUGCCGCAUGCUGCUGGACUACAAAGCUGAGGUCAACGCCAGGGAUGACGACUUCAAAUCUCCCCUGCACAAGGCAGCCUGGAACUGUGACCACGUGCUCAUGCACAUGAUGCUGGAGGCUGGCGCAGAAGCCAAUCUCAUGGAUAUCAAUGGCUGUGCUGCCAUUCAGUAUGUGCUGAAGGUCACCUCUGUGCGCCCAGCUGCCCAGCCUGAGAUCUGCUACCAACUGCUGUUGAACCAUGGAGCUGCUCGAAUAUACCCUCCACAGUUCCACAAGGUGAUACAGGCCUGCCAUUCUUGUCCCAAAGCAAUCGAAGUUGUAGUCAAUGCCUAUGAACACAUCAGGUGGAACGUGAAGUGGAAAAGAGCCAUCCCAGAUGAUGACUUGGAGAGAUACUGGGAUUUUUACCACUCUCUCUUCACUGUGUGCAGUAACUCUCCGAGGACUCUCAUGCAUUUAUCGAGAUGCGCCAUUCGAAGAACGUUGCACAACAGAUGUCACAGAGCAAUUCCUUUGCUUUCCCUCCCAUUGUCAUUGAAAAAGUACUUGCUUUUAGAGCCAGAGGGAAUCAUUUAUUAAGCCUUAUGAGACAGAAGUUCCCAAUCCUAGAUAUUUAAGUGGACUCACCGGGUAGACACAGUUUGCAUAAAUAAAACGGUACUUGGGUUGAUUAUAACACUUCAGGGAUUUCAAAACACUUUACAAACUCCAUGUCAUUAAUCCUAGGGUAUCAUGGUGAGGGGAAAUAAACAAGACGUAAAGUUAAGGAAUUCUCAAAGACAAGAAUGGAUCCAGAAGGUACCGACAGCAGUGAUAACUAGUGUGUAUAGUGUUUUUACUUGGUGCCUGAUACAUUUUUGUAAAACUUUUCAUAUAUCAUCUCAAUUGAAAUGGGACCCAGGUUUUCUUACAACCAAUCUCGUCCUCUCCCUUGUCAGUAAUAAGUUUACAUUACUGUCGAGUUAGCAAAAUCAUAGGCUUUUGUGACUGACCUCUUAAUCUCGGUGUCUCCCCCCACACUCCCUCCUGCCACCGUAACCACUUAGCAGAGAGUACUGUCACUAGUUUUGCAAACUCAGAUCCCCACUCUAAGCUCUUUAACUUAUUUCUUGGUGAAGAGAGCACAUGAGCAUAGUCAAAACAAGGAGAUUUUGAGUUAAAUUUGAAACGAAAAGCAAAAUCUACUUAAUAGUCAAAAAAUGGACAUUUCAACCCAUGCUUAUUGAGCCAGAGACUGGAGAAGCAAAGAUGAGUGUAAGGUGAGGACUCCUGCCCUCCAGAAUCUCACCGCUUAGCAGAGCAUCCGGACAUACGAGCAGGGAACUGCAGUGUCAAAUGUCAGGGGCAAGAGUACAGGUGCAGACUCAUUUUUAGCGCUUGUCUUUCAAAGUCGUGUUUCUGACCCGAAGUGUGGUUUUCCUUUGAAGCAUGAAUAUUAAGAGUGAAGGGACUGUGUGACGUAAAGGGAGCUCCUGCUGCUGUUAGUGUAAAUGGAUUCACUUUCAGUUUCUCCCAACAUCUAGAAACUUUUUUUUUUUAUUUUAGUAGGACUUCCUGUUCAGUGCUCCCCUCAGGAAAAAUAUUGCACACUCAGUGGCUCCCCUGUAUGCCACAAGAAAAUUUAGUAAAAAGUGUACCAGAAAGUGUGUGAAGGGAAGAACUUAAGUUGGUUACUUGGCCUCAUUGUGUACUACCCUGACAUUUCAGAGCAUCUUAGCUGGAAGAUGAGGAACCCUUUGCUAGCAAUGGCUGGCUACAGAAAGCAAAUCGAGAGACUUUUUGAAAACGGUAAAAGUUUGAAAGACUUGGAAAGAGAAGUAUGCCAAUCAGGCUUGUUAGCGGUUUGCAGAAAGUGAAAUAUAGUUAUUAACCUCUGGACCUCAGGGUUUGUGAGGCCAAGUUCGCUUCACUUUUUUGUUCUUGCUAAUCACUUUCAGACAAGACCAUUGCCUCUUCGCACCAUUUUUUUAGAGGUUAGAGCAGAAGUAAUUAAGCACAAACAAAUCCGUUUGCCAGUUGUGGGCAGGUUUCUUUUAUUUGUGUGGUUCUUCAUCUUAUUUAACUUUAGAUGCUUGAGUUUUGAGUAGAGAUGAUGUCACAUAUUCCGCGAGCCCACCACCUGCACUGUGCUUGUAGACUGGGAUUUUCAUACGCCCUGAGCUCUGUAGGAAAAAUCAUGAGUAGGUGCAAUAACCUUUCUGGUUUUCUUCAGUUUUACUCAAAUAUUUUGAGAGGACUGUUCUGGACGAAAACAAGAUCUAUACAUUGUGGAAUAGGUUGCUGAAUUUGUAUAAACUAGUCAUGUGAAACAUGGUCCUUCAGAAAAUGGUUUGCUUGCAGCAAGAGGUGCUGUGGGGAGACACAUGUUGCCCUCACCUUCAGGAAUAUUCUGGCCAAAACAUUUGUGAUGCACUGUCUUUGUCAAUAAAACUUAAUGCUGAGGGCAAGGGGAGAGGAUAUUCCUUGCAUUAGAAAACAUUUCUCAAUCUGCUUGCUUGUACUUAAACAUUUUAUGUUAAUUAGCACAUAAUACAAGCCUACUUGUUUUGAAUUGUUUACUCGUACAUUUAAAAGUUAUUUCUCCUCAUCUCUGAACUUUUAUUUCGAGGACUUAAAUAAAGCCCUCGUUUCCUUUCA
This is a messenger RNA of Felis catus (domestic cat), 3426 nucleotides long. RefSeq names its product ankyrin repeat and SOCS box containing 4 (gene ASB4). Lineage: Eukaryota; Metazoa; Chordata; Mammalia; Carnivora; Felidae. The coding region runs from base 88 to 1368 and encodes 426 amino acids. Gene Ontology annotation, molecular function: protein binding. The transcript is spliced from 5 exons. The record is from RefSeq and is a predicted model, not a curated record. Gene Ontology annotation, biological process: intracellular signal transduction.